Messenger RNA from Lottia gigantea (owl limpet), 701 nucleotides. RefSeq lists its product as hypothetical. Gene Ontology annotation, molecular function: calcium ion binding. The record is from RefSeq and is a predicted model, not a curated record. The transcript has 6 exons. Lineage: Eukaryota; Metazoa; Mollusca; Gastropoda; Lottiidae. The coding region runs from base 1 to 663 and encodes 220 amino acids.
AUGGCGGGAAAUCCAGUGCCACGGUCGCCAAACCGUUUAGGAGGAUAUUUAACCAGGAAACAGGAAUAUAUUUUCAAUCUUUUAUAUGACACAAUGCAUGACAAGAAUUUAUCAAGACAAGAUUUUAAAGAGUUACAAAAGCGGAUGUCAGAUUUAAGAAAUUUGCGACCAGCAUCAGAAGAGAAUCGUAAAUUACAGACGAGAAUAGGAAGUAUAUGGUCAGGUUUAAUGAAAAGUUCUCGACACUACAGAAAAAAUCCUUUACAACAACAUUUGAAUGUUCCAGAAUGGUUGGCCUAUUGGAGUGAUUUUGUAAAGUCGGCGAGAUCAGUUCGAGGCUGGCCUGAAGUUUCAGAAGACGGAUUAACAGAUUAUCAGUGGCAUAAUGAAUUUAUAGAUCUUAUUUUCGAUAACAUGGAUUAUAAAGGAGAUGAAAGUCUCGAUAAAGAAGAAUACAGUAGAUUUAUGAAAGCUUUCGGUUUAUCAACGGAUCGCUGUGAAGAAACAUUUUUAUCUAUAGUCAAUAAUACCAAAAAUGGUCAGAAGAUUGACCGUCAAAAAUUUAAAGAUCUGUGGUUUGAAUUUUUAACCAAUGAAAAAGAAGAUGGCGUUGGAAAUUUUCUGUUUGGAAAUCCUUUAUUGGAACUGGUAGACGAAACGUAAAGACUUGUAAAUCGAGAGUGUAGAAUGAUCUAGUAAAU